Molecule: messenger RNA, 1407 nt
Organism: Paramecium octaurelia
Lineage: Eukaryota; Ciliophora; Oligohymenophorea; Peniculida; Parameciidae
Source: the annotation of a GenBank genome assembly
AUGAAUUAACAAGAAUAGGAAUUCCUUCAUACACUUAGACAAUGCCAGAAAAUGCAUUGGAUUCAAUCCAAAUAAAUGUCAAAUGUGAAGAUAUUUUAUACAGGAACUAAUAGUUUCUAUUAAAGAGGAGACAUUAUUUUCAAUAAUAUAUUACCCCUCAAUUCAAUAUUAGAUGAGAGAGUCUAAUAUUUUAGAAUUGACAAGCAACAAAUAUCUGAUGGAAGUUUUAUCGAAAGAUGCAAAUUCAAAAAUUAAAUCUAUUCUCUUAAGUAUUAAUAUCACUUCUUCAAAAUCAAUGAAUCAAGUUAAGGAAUUCAUAGAAAGUACGAUGAUGCCAUCAUGGUUUAAUAAUUAGUAUUUUCUAAAAUUGAAAAAUCAAGAACAAUCUUAACAAUUAUUUAACAUCUAAAAUCGAAACCAAAUUAUGCAUUUUUUAAGUUUUUAAGAGAAUGCAUUAUCAAUUAUUCAAGUUUGGAAAAUGCAGAGUUAUUUGAAAAAUAAUCAAUUUUAUCAGAGUUUCGUUUAGAUGAAGAGGAAGAUGAAUCAAACAAGUAUGUAUGCAAUUACAAUGAUACUGCUGAGUAUUCACCUAAAGAAACUGAUGAAAAAUACAUAAAUGAACAUUAUCGGUAUCAUAUACUCUUAUUUCAAAUAGAGUAACCUAAUUAGAUUAAGAAGACUAAGACAUUUAUUAUAAAUUAUUUUAAAAAGUAAGUGAAUACAAACUCUCUAGUAAUACUUUGAUAAGAUGGCUUAUUGCAAGAGGGUGUAAUUAUAGCAUUUUGUAAUUUUAGAUUUGAUAUUGAUGCCUCAUAUGCUGCAAUAAUGAAUUGGAUUGUAUAUCUAUUUGAUUUAUUUUAGGAAUGGAGAAGACAACAUCGAAUUAAUCGGUUAUCAGCCAAGCAAUUUCCAGAAUUCAAAGGAAUACUAGAAAUUGUAGGGGAGAGCAAAUGUGGGAGACAAGUUGUAUACACUAAAUAAUCUAAAUUAUAACCAGAUAAAAUGUAUUUUAUCAUUUAAAACAUUUAGAGAUCUCGAGAGAUAUAAAUGGUACUUUAUAGGUUUUCUUGAGGAUGUGUGUCGAUCUUGUAAAGGUUUUGUAGAUUCCUAUAUUACAAUUCUGGAUGUAGAUGGAUUUGGUUUCUCCAAUUUUGAUCUCUAAAUGACUAAAAGCCUUCUUAAUAUGGUGUUGCAGUUUUUUCCAGAGAGACAAAAUAAGGUGUUUAUCAUUAAUAUGUCUGGUUUUGUAAUGGGAUUCUACAAAAUGUUAAAGCCUUUCUUGCCCACAAGGACAAAUGAUAAAGUAAUGAUUAGAUUUUAUUGUAGCUAAUCUUUUUGGGAAAGGAUAGAUAGGAAAUUAAAAAGACAUUAAUGGAGCAUCUAGGAUUCAGUAUAAAUUUUGAGUGA